Messenger RNA from Penicillium nucicola, 1551 nucleotides. Its product is annotated as cytochrome P450. Gene Ontology annotation, molecular function: heme binding; iron ion binding; oxidoreductase activity, acting on paired donors, with incorporation or reduction of molecular oxygen. Bases 1 to 1551 code for a protein of 516 amino acids. The record is from RefSeq and is a predicted model, not a curated record. The transcript has 4 exons. Lineage: Eukaryota; Fungi; Ascomycota; Eurotiomycetes; Eurotiales; Aspergillaceae.
AUGACGCUUCCAACACUGGCGCUCACCGUCGUUACGGUGCUAUAUUUCCUUAUUCGGUACUUCAAUCGCACCGACAUCCCCAAGAUCAAGGGUCUUCCGGAGAUUCCUGGUGUGCCCAUCUUUGGCAAUCUUCUACAGCUUGGUGAUCAGCAUGCAACAGUGGCUGGGAAAUGGGCAAAGAAGUUUGGCCCGGUCUUCCAAGUGCGCAUGGGUAACAAGCGGAUUGUCUUCGCCAACAGCUUCGACUCGGUUCGCCAGCUGUGGAUCAAGGACCAGUCGGCCUUGGUCUCUCGUCCCACUUUCCACACCUUCCACAGCGUUGUGUCCAGCUCGCAGGGAUUUACCAUUGGCACUUCUCCGUGGGAUGAGUCUUGCAAGCGCCGGCGCAAGGCCGCGGCAACUGCGUUGAAUCGACCGGCGACGCAGUCCUACAUGCCGAUCAUUGACCUUGAAUCCAACUCCAGUAUCAAGGAAUUGUACCGGGAUAGCAAGAACGGCACAGUCGAUGUGAACCCCACUGCAUACUUCCAACGAUUUGCGCUCAACACCAGUCUGACUCUCAACUACGGAUUUCGCAUCGAGGGCAACGUGGAUGAUCAACUGCUGCAGGAGAUCGUGGAAGUGGAGCGUGGCGUGUCCAACUUCCGCAGUACCUCGAACAACUGGCAGGAUUACAUCCCCUUGUUGCGAAUCUUGCCUAAGAUGAACAACGAGGCUCAAGAGUUCCGCGCACGCCGCGACAAGUACUUGACUUACUUGCUGGACAUGCUGAAAGAACGUAUUUCCAAGGGCACCGACAAGCCUUGCAUCACUGGUAACAUUCUCAAGGAUCCCGAGGCCAAGCUCAAUGAUGCCGAGGUAAAAUCUAUCUGUUUGACUAUGGUGUCAGCCGGUCUCGAUACCGUGCCAGGAAACUUGAUUAUGGGAAUCGCCUAUCUCGCUUCAGAGGAUGGACAACGCAUUCAAAAGAAGGCUUAUGAUGAGAUCAUGGCGGUUUACCCGGAUGGGGACGCUUGGGAGAAGUGCCUGAUCGAGGAAAAGGUUCCCUACGUGACUGCUUUGGUCAAGGAGAUUCUUCGAUUCUGGACUGUUAUCCCUAUCUGCCUGCCACGAGAGAGCACCAAGGAUAUUCAGUGGGAUGGCGCUACUAUCCCGGCUGGAACUACAUUCUUCAUGAAUGCCUGGGCCGCUGAUUAUGACGAGGACCACUUUAAGGACGCUCACAAGUUUAUCCCCGAGCGCUACCUGGAGCUCAAUGAGGGAUCGGGUACUCCCCACUAUGGAUAUGGUGCUGGCUCCCGCAUGUGUGCAGGUUCUCAUCUUGCCAACCGUGAGCUCUUCACGGCCUUUAUCCGCCUGAUCACUGCCUUCAAGAUGCACCCCGCGAAGAAGGCUUCUGAUUUGCCAAUCCUAAACGCCAUCGAAUGCAAUGCCAUUGCUACUGCCCUGACAACUGAGCCCAAGCCAUUCAAGGUCGGCUUCAGCCCACGCGACCCUAAGAAGCUAGAGCAAUGGAUUGCAGAGAGUGAUGAGCGCACUAAAGAUCUGUAA